This is a messenger RNA of Neohortaea acidophila, 787 nucleotides long. RefSeq lists its product as uncharacterized. NCBI's taxonomy places the organism in Eukaryota, Fungi, Ascomycota, Dothideomycetes, Mycosphaerellales, Teratosphaeriaceae. Bases 119 to 787 code for a protein of 222 amino acids. The transcript has a single exon. The record is from RefSeq and is a predicted model, not a curated record.
CUUUCUUUCUACUUGCUGUGUUCGUUCAGCGCAUUGGCGGCGAGGGGGCCCCCCUUGCAUACCAUUCGCCGUUGUCUCGCCGCCGCCAUUGGCUUCGUGUUACCCAAUAGCAACAGCAAUGCUCCCCGUGGCGGUGAGGGCACAUGUGCCUGUUACACCGUCAGCACUACUCAAGACGCGCGACCUUUCCUUUUCCACAUCGUCAAGCCUUCAAACUAUCAUCCCCAUCCUCGCACUCCUCCUCCUAGCAGCAUCCUGCACCCUCCUCGACCUCCGUCGCCGCACACGCGCACAAAGCGCCGACUCAACAGAAUACCUCAUCCUCGAAUCCGAAAUCUCCAUCGAAAUCGGCGACGAAGGCUUCGACAUCGAAUACGAAGACGCCGACGGCCAAGGCCGCAUAUCCUACGAAACCAUCCUCAAGUCCGCCACGCCUCACCAAUGGACCUUCGACAUUGAACACCUGCCCACUCUACACGUCGAGCGCCAGCCGGGUAAUAUUCUCGAGAGAAGAGGGAGGAAGACGUUGAAGUUGCGGGCGUCGGGGGCGGGUGAUGCUGAUAUGGCGUUGUUGGAUGUUAAGCAGGGGCGGUUGACGCUCUCGCCGUUUUCGUCGAGGAGGGAGGGGGUGAGGGUGGUGGGUGAGUUUCCGCCGCCGAGAAGAAGGACGCCGAGAGGCGGCAUGGGUGAGCGCGAUGUGCUGGUAGGAGCUGCCACAGCUCCGUAUCAUUUGGAGCAUAUCUGGCGUCCGCUCGAUACGGCGGAGCUGCGUGAAGACACGUCAUGA